This is a messenger RNA of Limulus polyphemus (Atlantic horseshoe crab), 3686 nucleotides long. Its product is annotated as zinc finger protein 800-like. The transcript is spliced from 2 exons. The record is from RefSeq and is a predicted model, not a curated record. The coding region runs from base 419 to 2809 and encodes 796 amino acids. Lineage: Eukaryota; Metazoa; Arthropoda; Merostomata; Xiphosura; Limulidae.
GCUUUCAAAAGAUUUUUUAUACAUAUAUAUAUCUUAAACACCGGUAUCGUUCACAAACGCUUCCUUUUAAGAGCAAGCCUGUGUAGUGUUAGAAGGGCUAUACGAGCAGCUGCGCCGGCUGUUCCACUAGUUCCUCUAAAUGGUUGGUAUACCCUUCCCUGACCAGCAAGCGUCUUUUUUGUUCUUCGGUAAGCUCUUCUUAACGUUUUAUUACAGAAGAGCUCUUGUAUUUUUUUCUUCUUUUUUUUUUAUGUCGGGAAAGGGCAGGUGAGCUGAUUGGUUAUGAAGCUGCAGUAAAAAAACAAACUAGAAACCUCAAGCCAGGAUGGUCAUCCAGCAAGUUUGUAGGAGACAACAGAAAGUCUUUCUAGUGCAAGCUAGUGAUGUAUUUCUCUUCUAAAUCGCCUCAAAGUACACGAUGGAACCAAAAAAGGUGUUUACAAAUGAUAAUCGGAGUUCAAGAGAUUUUCAAUCAGUCGGAUGUGGGCGAGAGUUAUGUUGCGGUAGCACACACAAUGGAAUUGACCACAGUGUAGCAACAGUGGCCAAGGAUGACUUUCCUGAAAACACACAGUCGACUGACUACAGGGCUGUAACAGCAACAAAAGAAUGUUUCUCGAAAACUGCAAACAGUGAAGUUGACCACGAUGCAAAAGAAAAACCUAAAGAAUCGAAUUUUCUGAACAUCUUUGAUCAUUUGGAUCAUUCCGUCCUUCAAACUCCUUUUACUAUUGGUGUGCCCAGUGUUCCACGGGUUCUCCAGUAUCUGAAGAAUGGCACCCAAGAAGUUAAGGAUGUGAUCUUAAACGAAUGCAAUUUGAUUUACGAGUGUAAGGUUUGUCAUAGCUUGUUUCGCAGUCUUGCUAAUCUCUUAGCACAUAAACGCUUCUAUUGUAAGAAGUUUUCAAAUGAAAGUUUUGUGCGCAUUGAUAAGAAAACCAGUCCUUCUGUUCCUGAUAAAUCAGUAAACAAGCGAUCAAGUCUAGAUGCUCAUAGUGUCCAAGGUAGUGACGACACAAGUCCAUCUCACUUGGAUUGUAGUUCAUCUGUUCAAACCGAAGAAAAUAAAGAAAGGUAUGUCCAAAGAGAUCUCACGAACACCCCUAUUGUAAGGGAAUCUUCGUUUUAUAUCGAUAGUCUACAGAAGGGUUUGAAAAAAAAUGCAGGUUAUGAAGAAGUAGCAGUAGAUUUAAAACCAAUAGAAGGCAAUUCAAAUGCCGUAUUUCAGGUGAUUACAUCUAGUCAUAUAGAUAUUAAAACAAACAAUGAAAUGCCACGCGGUGAACAGGGCAUUGUACAAGUCACUCCAGAGAAAACAACUGAAGAUAAAUUGACCCUUGCAGAGGAUUGUAUGCCGGAUGAGUUACCGCCUUCAGGUGCACCUUUCAGUAGGGCGAAACGUCUUGGAGGCAGGUCUGAUUGUAACAUUAAGACUUUAACAUGUCUCCGUUGUAGAACUCGUUACACGUCUUUAAAGACGCUUAAUCUCCACAUGAUGACAGUCCAUGCCCAAAAAAGAACCUAUUUCCCAUGUCCUUUCUGCGAGACAACCUUCGUCCAAAUGUGGGGUGUUACUCGGCAUUUAAUGACUGUCCAUAAGAAGACCAAAGGUCAGGUGGAUCGGCUUAGAGGAAGAAUUAAGCGUCGAGCAUUUGUGAAAAAAAUCGAAACUGAUACUUCAGGGACUGAUAUGGAAAGCGGUCAGCAGAGCAAGAAUUCUCAAGAGAUCAACAGUCCUGAAAGCGAUUUACGGCACAAUUUGAAAUAUUUCAAAAAGCAAUCGCAGACCAAUCGAAAUUUUCAAUUUCAUCACUGUUCCAAGUGUUGGAGAGUAUUUGGUCGCCAAUCUUCUCGGAUCAGUCACGAAAAAUUUUGCUUCUUUAGUCCAAAAAAAACGAAAAAGAAGCUUACAAGUGAAAAAGAUUCGACUGAAAUUUUAGCUAAUGCCCGUGAAAACGUUAGAUUAAAAUUAAACAAGACAAUAACUAAAAAAAAUUUAAUUACGAAAAGACAAAAGAAAAUUGUUAGAACCCCUAAAAAUGGCGUCCUAAGUUGUUGUUUGACACAAAUUCAACAUCCAGAUUUAGAAGAGAAGGUUUUAGCUUUAAUUGAUAGCGAUACUCUAACUUGUCAGAAAUGCAACAGACGAUUUUCAACUUUUUCAAAUCUUCGGCGGCACGUAGCCAUUCACGUAGGUUGGCGUCGAUUUAAGUGUAAGCAUUGCUCUUAUCAGGCAUACAAUAGGUCGGACUGUCGCAAUCAUGUGAAACGCAUCCAUCUUGGCUUGGGGGCAGCUACUGCCAAAGUUGAACGAAUGAUUGUGGACCUUCCUACUCUUAAUGCUACGUCAAUAAAGCUGGAAAAUGAAACUAGUCCUAACAGUGCGGGUCACGUGACAACGCCACCAAGUUUACAGGUUUCUUCUGCAAAGUCGAAAAAAAAAAUAAGUGGAAGGACAGAAAUGGUUAAGCCUGAUAAAAAAAAUUCGACAUCUAAUGGAUCGGGGUCAGAAAAAUACAGGAAUCGUCGAUCCAAAUCUAAUUCUUCUAGUCGCUCUUCUUCUCUAACUCCGAAAACUUCACCAUCUGAUGGUUCAUUUAAUCAUAAUUCCUGCUUUUCCCGCCAUUCGUCUCCGUCUGCACCAUUCUAUGAGCCGAGUUCUAUUUCUACGCUAGUUACUCGCGCAGGGGUUUACCCGAAAAAGUGUCGCGUGGUAUUUGCAUCCAAAAUGGGCACCUCUACCUCACGCACGGAGAGAAUGUCGGAUCUAUCUACCCAACACUCUUCUGCUUCUUCGGGUAAGGAUUGAAAACGUCUUGGGACAGAAUGAACGGGAAAUAUUGAAGUCAUUUAAGUAAUAGAAAAAAGAAAUACGUUUCAAUCUCACAGAAACUUCAUGUAACUUGUAAUAUUUAUCAUAUCGAUUUGUACCAUUAGCACAAUUACAGAAAAGGUGAAAAACGUUCUAUCAGCGCGAUUUGAUGUCGAAAGGAGUUGGUUAACGAAACAUCAGUUAAUUAUUUUUUAUCAAAUACAAAGAUAAAUUUGACUGGAUUUUUUAGUUAUUUUUAAAUGUAUGUAUAUAUAUAUAUAGCAUGAUAUAAUUAUUCUGAAUUUUUCGUUUAAAAUUGCAUUGUUAUCAUAUAAGCCAUAUACGAAUGUUUAUACGGGGCUUCCAAUAUAAUAUACGCUCUGUUUACCAGCUAGAGUAAACCAAUCAUUAAGACCAAAUGUGGCUUCGAGUUGUGAUUCGUAAUUUUUUUUAUUGUUAGUCGAAAAUUUGAUUGUGCUAGAUAUAGGCAUUAAAUCAACCAAUUUUUAUUAAGCUUGUUUUGUGCGCUUUAAAGCUUAUAGCACUAACCCAUCAUUUCUAAAGUUUGUAUUCCAACUAAAAGUUAUAGCUCGCCAUCUACUGGUCGUAAUUAUAAUUAAUGGAGGUAAGCAUACAAAGUCAGUUUUGAAAUGAUAUUUUUCUACUACACAAACACUAUGAGUUAGUCAUUGUUUGUAUAUACUGUAUCAACAGAAUAAAUGUUUGUCAGGCAAAUUAAGUGUCAUUAUUUAAAUUUUGUCAUUAUUGCUUCACAAUCCAACAAUAAAGUCAUUGAGGUUGUGUUUUUUCUUUUAACAAAUGUAAGUACAUUUAAUGAUUUCGUCUUUGAAAUAAAAUGUUUUUAAAAAUGCUC